Messenger RNA from Didymella exigua CBS 183.55, 1247 nucleotides. RefSeq lists its product as uncharacterized. The coding region runs from base 46 to 1203 and encodes 385 amino acids. Gene Ontology annotation, molecular function: RNA binding. NCBI's taxonomy places the organism in Eukaryota, Fungi, Ascomycota, Dothideomycetes, Pleosporales, Didymellaceae. The transcript is spliced from 2 exons. The record is from RefSeq and is a predicted model, not a curated record.
CUCAUCGCUGCACCCGCUUUUGCAUUUCCUCGGUCCUUGUAUUGUAUGGCGAAGAUUUUGCUCAAAAUGAUUUUGGCAUCCCGCCUGGUGCACCGGAUUGCACUUGUUGAUCGGCGGCUGGCCCUGUUCGUUUCUGCGUCAACGAGAGUUUACCCUGUCGCUAGUCGAGGCUCUAGCAGACGUGCUAUACACGUCACUUCUUCUCAAGCUCAGGCUUCUCUUGAGCACUCCUCUGUUCACAACCCUCCCAUUGAUGAUGUUCCCAGCUCGCAGUUACCGCCUCUCAAGGCUGACACACAUUCUGAGUGGCGCCACCCUGUGGCUGGGUUUACAGCUCAAGAGGCCUCUCGAGUCAUUUCUAUCUACACAUCUGUCCAAGCUACAGAGAGUGAUCUGAAAGUCUUGCUUGAACGAGCAGGUCUAUACAGCGCACAAAUCUUCAGAAACUACGAUCUCGAGACGGCCAGACCACAAAACCUUUGUUACAUAAAGUUAGAAGACCAGGAGGGUGUCGAAGCUGCUGUUGCUGCCCUGUCGCGAUUCACCCUACUAGGCCUCUCGCUCGCGCCCAGGAAGUUCGAACUAGAAACGGCACCUCCUGCUUUUUUGCACGCUUUGCACACGGGUUGGUUGCCAUCCCCAUCGAGCGACCUCACGUCUCGGGUCGUCCGGCCUCCAAUGACAGCGCCUCCCAAUUUAUUGGCACCAUUGGCCAACGAGCAGUGGAUUGUUGUCAAGCGCCUUGAGGUAUUGAAUCCAGACUUAAAGUCAAAGAAUAAACCUGCUGUAAAAGCCGCCACGUUCGAUGUGGCGCGCAACUUCUACACCUCGUUCCACAACUACGAUGUCGUAGGCAUCACGAGGCCAUAUAAACAUCCAGUCCAGGGGUGGUGUUGCCGGAUCUUGUUUGGGAUCCCCAAGGAUGCGCGUAAAGCGGCAGCGUUAUGGAGGGAGGCCUACGAGAAGAAGCGCCAAGGAACGGCGAACGUUUAUCGCGGCGGGCCUGACAUACACAAGAAGCUCGUUGCAUAUCAGAAGUCGCUUCCUGAAGACACGCCUGCAGAGCAAAUUCAGCAUCUUCUGGAGAUAGAGUACAGAAAGCUACGUCUCCGCAGGUCGAAUACAGGUCAGCAACGACGACUCGACUACCCGACUCCGGAAUCAGCUGUCGGACUCGAGGAGAACGCAGUCACAUCGACGUAACUACACAGUCAAAUCACCUGCGAAACGUCCCACAAAGUGGCGUU